This is a messenger RNA of Elaeis guineensis (African oil palm), 575 nucleotides long. RefSeq names its product copper transport protein ATX1. Gene Ontology annotation, molecular function: metal ion binding. NCBI's taxonomy places the organism in Eukaryota, Viridiplantae, Streptophyta, Magnoliopsida, Arecales, Arecaceae. The record is from RefSeq and is a predicted model, not a curated record.
GUAGGGUAAGGACUCCAUUUGUUCUUGCUUUAGGGCUUCUCAGAGGUUAUAUAUAGCACAAUUAACCCCAUGAAAAGAGAGUCACCUUAAGACUUGGACAGGUGCAUGCAGGCUAGUUAAUGGCCGACUUGCAGAUUGUUCCGGCAGGCAAGCAUGUGGAGGCCCAGUAUGUGGAGAUGAAGGUGCCACUCUACUCCUAUGGCUGUGAGAAGAAGAUUAAGAAGGCUUUGUCACAUUUGCGAGGGAUACACUCAGUCCAUGUUGAUUACCAACUUCAAAAGGUGACAGUAUGGGGGAUAUGCAACAAAUAUGAUGUGCUUGCCACCAUUAGGAAGAAGAGAAGGGAAGCUCGCUUCUGGGACCAGAUGGAGACAGAGGUUAAGAGCAAGGUUGCUGAGGAAGAGGCUGAUGCUGAAAAAGCUCCCCGCCGUGCAACUAUAAGCAUGCGCAAGUUUAGGAAGUCAUGGAAGAAACUGCUCCCUCUAGUCCUAUAUUAGAAACAAUGUUUGCCACAUCCCCCUGUACAUGUGAUUCAUAAGACAAUAUGAUGGACAGUAUGGCAUCUCUCUCUCUCU